Molecule: messenger RNA, 501 nt
Organism: Lactuca saligna
Lineage: Eukaryota; Viridiplantae; Streptophyta; Magnoliopsida; Asterales; Asteraceae
Source: the annotation of a GenBank genome assembly
AUGGCUUCUUCUUCUUCUGCUUCAUCUGCUUCUUCCAAACGAAAUGUCGAACUCCAAGCUGACCAUCCAUGUAAGUGCAACAUGUCAUCUCGUGUGAAGAUUUCAAGAACACCCAACAAUCCAGGAAGAAAAUUUCGAGUUUGUCAAAAUUCUUUGAGUGCAAGAACUCCAAGAUGUAAUUUCUCGGAAUGGCUGGAAGACGAUGAGUACCAACAACAGAACAGUGAUUUGGGACAUAUCUACAACCUAACAUUCAAGUUUGGAAAUUUGGAAAACGAAAUUAGUUAUUGCAGGAAGAAGUUGGAAGAAGAGAAGAACUCUGAUUUGGUUUUCAGACAAGAAUUGGACAAAGUGAAGUGGAAGUUGUUUACUCAUAAAGCUGCAUUGUUUGUGUUAUUUUUCUUGUAUGUUAAACAUGUAUUUUUAAAGUUUGAUGUGUUCUUUGUAUCCUGUUUGAUGUACUCUUGUUUGAUGUAUUCUUCUUUGAUGUGUUCUGACUAA